This is a messenger RNA of Harpia harpyja (harpy eagle), 918 nucleotides long. RefSeq names its product CMRF35-like molecule 9. Gene Ontology annotation, molecular function: transmembrane signaling receptor activity. The record is from RefSeq and is a predicted model, not a curated record. Lineage: Eukaryota; Metazoa; Chordata; Aves; Accipitriformes; Accipitridae. Gene Ontology annotation, cellular component: plasma membrane.
AUGGUCAUACCUGAGAUACAAAAGCCAGAGGAGGAGGAGGAGGAAGCCCCACAUCAUCCCAGCCACUCUGUCCCAGUGAGCACCAUUGGCAGAUCUGACCCCCGGUUACACAGCCACAGCCCUUGGUGCCAUACAGCAGCUCCAGGGAGCCAAGAAGGAAGGGCUGAGGGGAAGGCUUGCUUUGCAGCCCUGUUUCUCUCCAGUGUCACUGUGGGUUUCUUUGCAGUUUGCCAGGCUCUGGUUGUCCCCAGAGAGGUCAGUGGCCAGGCAGGGGAGACCCUCUCUCUCCACUGCUGGUAGCCCCGGGGCUACGAGGGCUACAACAAGUACUGGUUGGGGGGCAGCCGGGACUCCUGCUGCAAGGUGGUGAGGACGGUGGGCAGGGAAGCUCCCCGGCAGCACGGCUGGGUCUCCAUCCAGGACAGCCAUGUCUUCUGUGUGAUCCUGCUCAUUGUGGAGAACCUCUCCGAGGAAGAUGCUGGGAGUUACUGGUGUGGGGUCAAGAGGACGAGCAGGGACCUGAUGGAACCAGUGACUGAGGGUGGUCCCAGGCCAUUGCCCCCACUUUGCAUCCCACUGGCAUGCAGGGCACUGCAAAAGCAAAGCCCCAGCCUUGGGAUAGAGAGAAGGAGCCCCACUCCUCUCCCCUCACCUCCAGCCCUGGGGGGGCCAGCCCUGAGCACCCUAGUGCCCACCAUGGUCGUGCUCUCCCUCCCUGCUGCUGCCGGCUCCGCCAGACUCCUCUGCACCCUGUGCAGGAGGAGGGAAGGUAACGCUGCCCACGCAUGCCCCGUCCCAGGCACACCCCGGUGCCCAUCCCAGGACCUGGGGGACAAACCCACUCUGGGCACGGGGCUGUGGGGAGCUCCCUGCUCCCAGUGACACAGAAAACCUGCCCCUGUGUCUCUUUCUGGCACA